Molecule: messenger RNA, 1303 nt
Organism: Andrographis paniculata
Lineage: Eukaryota; Viridiplantae; Streptophyta; Magnoliopsida; Lamiales; Acanthaceae
Exons: 2
Coding region: 435-1157 (240 amino acids)
Source: RefSeq, a predicted model, not a curated record
AUCAAUUAAGAGAGAAAAAAAAUCCAAAAUGGAGAGAAGUGUGAGGAGGAGGAGGAAACAGUGAUUUACAGCAGCAUUAAUGAAGGCAUCUAUGGAAGCCAAAAAGGUCUUUGUAUUUGUGCGCGGAGCAUUAUUACACAGCUGUCCUUUUGUGUUCUGCCUCGCUCGCUGCAUUCAUUGCCUCCAUAACUGGCGGCCCCUCCACCCCUCGUACACAAUCUCAUCCCCAAAUUUAUCGAUUUAAUGCUCUCUCAAUCUCUCUCUCUCUCUCUCUCUAAUUUGCCGUCGACGAGAUAGAGAAUACAGAAUCCUCGCAAUUAGUUUUCAGCUUAGCCAUAUCUUCCUUCUUCCUUAUAUAUAUUCGGAUAACCCAAAUUUCGCAAUCGUUUUUUGAUUUUUGUGAUUUCGGUUGUUCUUCGCUGAUUGUUUCUGCUAUGGCUGCGGAUGUGAGUUCUCUUGUGAGAUUGAUGACCGGCGGCGAUGCGAACGAGGCGGCGGAAUCGACGGCUCCGAUCACCCGAGACUUGCUCGGCGGAUGCUGCGCCGUUGAUUCUCAGGAGUUGGACCUGGACCUUCAGGUUCCUUGUGGCUGGGAAAAGCGCCUGGACUUGAAGUCGGGAAAGGUUUAUAUCCAACGGCGCGACAUAUCGACUUCCGACAAGAACAAUCCGCCGCAAUGCGGCGAGACAACGCCAGGUGUCAAUUUGCAAGACCUCAAUUUCCCUCCGGCGACAUCGAGGCCGACUCUAAACCUUUUCAACGACUCCAGCCUCGACUUGCAGCUGUCUUCUCUAUCGUCGGGGGCAUCGUCCACACCGUCAAAUUUCGAGAGCGUCUGCACUCUCGACAAAGUGAAGUCGGCUCUCGAAAGGGCCGAGAAAGCGUCUGCAAAAAAGCGAUCCCGAUCGACCUCCAAGUCAUCUUCGCCGACCUUGAAUUCUUGUUCGUCGACCAAAGACGAUCGUCGCAAUCUUGAUUGCGAAGAUAAGUCCUCUAUUCCGAUUGCCGCCGGGUGCCCCCGUUGCUUGAUGUACGUGUUGAUCUCGAAGAGUAACCCGAAAUGCCCCCGAUGCAACGGCGAUGUGCCGUUGCCGGUUUCCGGUGGCGCCUCCGGCACCGGAAAGAAGCCUCGGAUUGACCUCAAUAUGUCCAUUUGAGAGGGAGGGAGUCUAUAUGCAGGUGCUGAUUAUUGUCACCAAAUUCUGGUAAAUUUUUUGUAUAAAGAUAGAAUUUUACAAAUUGAUAGUAUAUGUUUUUAUUAUUUUGUCUAUAGAAAUGGUUACAUAAAACUUUUGGAAAUGAA